Lathyrus oleraceus (garden pea) is the source of this 1188-nucleotide messenger RNA. RefSeq lists its product as uncharacterized. Bases 1 to 1188 code for a protein of 395 amino acids. The transcript has 8 exons. Lineage: Eukaryota; Viridiplantae; Streptophyta; Magnoliopsida; Fabales; Fabaceae. The record is from RefSeq and is a predicted model, not a curated record. Gene Ontology annotation, molecular function: nucleic acid binding.
AUGGAGGAGGUAGCUAAUUUACCACCACUCAUGAAUGAAAAAGAAUCUAAACCAAGGUUGCUGAGAUGGAUUCUACUUCUGCAAGAGUUUGAUCUGGAAAUCAGAGACAAAAAAGAUUGUGAAAAUAUUGUUGCCGAUCACUUAUUCUGGAUUUCCCUGAUAGAAGAAAUAGAGGAGACACACCCAAUCAAGGAUGAGUUCAUCGAAGAACAAAUCCUAGCCGUUACAGGUGUUCCAUGGUUCACAGACUAUGCGAAUUAUUUAGUUUUACUUAUGGGACGAUCCGUUCUUGUACAAAAAGGUAAUAGACGGGUUAAUUCGAAGGUUGAAGUAUCUAACAGGCAGAUAAAGCAGAUUCUGGAAAAGACUAUCAGUGCUUCUCGAAAGGAUUGGGCAAUAAAGUUGGAGGAUGCACUGUGGGCGUAUAAAACAACAUUCAAAAGCCCAAUAGGUAUAUCCCCUUAUCAAUUGGUUUACGGUAAAGCAUGUAAUUUACCGCUCGAACUAGAGCACAAAGCAUUUGGGGCCUCCAAAUUCCUGAACUAUGAUCUUUCAAAAGCUGGUGAAUCCCGGAUUCUUCAACCACAUGAGUUAGAAGAGUUUAGAAAUCAGGCUUAUAAAAAUGCCAAAAUAUACAAAGAGAAAACAAAAAAAGGGAAUGACCAAAGAAUUCAGAAGAAAGAAUUUUGGGAGGGACAAUUGGUUUUGUUGUUUAAUUCCAGGUUGAAGUUGUUUCUUGGAAAGCUGAGGUCAAGAUGGUCUGGACCUUUUGUGAUUCAUAAAGUAUUCCUACAUGGAGCAAUCGAGCUCGAAAGUCCAGCAGACGAGGACACUUUUAAGGUGAAUGGACAUCGAUUAAAACCGUACUACCAAGGACAAGAGAGUGGUCUGGUUUGUUCAGGUAUAAAAAUGCCCCCGAAGAGGAUUGUUCAAGGUAAGCAACAAAUGGCUGAGACUUCAAGGCCACGAAAGAGGAGUAGUCAUACAUCAAACCCAUAUAAAAUUAUCUUCGAUAACCCGGAGCAAGAGCAACAGUACUCCAUUCAUAGAAAGCGUAAGUUGAAUCCCAUAAGGUUUAUCAUUGAAUUACCUAAUCCUGACAGAGUAAGUAUUGUUGAUUGUGCUAACUGGUUAUAUGUUCUUGGUGUUGUUGUUAGUUCGGUGAUGACCAUUGGUGGUAGUGGAUGA